ACCAAAGAAGGCCAAGAGGAGGCAGGCAGCAGGAGACAGCGGCUCCUCCAAUGUGUUCUCCAUGUUUGAGCAGAGCCAGAUUCAGGAGUACAAAGAGGCUUUCACAAUCAUUGACCAGAACAGAGAUGGUAUCAUCAGCAAAGAUGACCUGAGGGACGUGCUGGCCUCAAUGGGCCAGCUGAACGUGAAGAAUGAGGAGCUGGAGGCCAUGAUCAAAGAGGCCAGCGGCCCAAUCAACUUCACCGUCUUCCUCACCAUGUUCGGAGAGAAGCUGAAGGGUGCUGAUCCCGAAGACGUUAUUCUUAGCGCCUUUAAGGUCCUGGACCCCGAGGGUACCGGAACCAUCAAGAAGGAAUUCCUUGAGGAGCUCUUGACCACUCAGUGCGACAGGUUCACCAAGGAGGAGAUUAAGAACAUGUGGGCCGCCUUCCCCCCAGAUGUUGCUGGCAACGUAGACUACAAGAACAUCUGCUACGUCAUCACACACGGAGAGGAGAAGGAGGAGUAA
This is a messenger RNA of Pelmatolapia mariae (spotted tilapia), 508 nucleotides long. It is a transcript of the gene mylpfa, whose product is annotated as myosin light chain, phosphorylatable, fast skeletal muscle a. NCBI's taxonomy places the organism in Eukaryota, Metazoa, Chordata, Actinopteri, Cichliformes, Cichlidae. The record is from RefSeq and is a predicted model, not a curated record. Bases 62 to 508 code for a protein of 148 amino acids. Gene Ontology annotation, molecular function: calcium ion binding. The transcript is spliced from 6 exons. Gene Ontology annotation, cellular component: cytoplasm. Gene Ontology annotation, biological process: skeletal muscle tissue development.